Engraulis encrasicolus (European anchovy) is the source of this 6218-nucleotide messenger RNA. RefSeq names its product stromal interaction molecule 1a (gene stim1a). Gene Ontology annotation, molecular function: protein binding; calcium channel regulator activity; calcium ion binding. Bases 373 to 3042 code for a protein of 889 amino acids. Gene Ontology annotation, biological process: intracellular calcium ion homeostasis; store-operated calcium entry; activation of store-operated calcium channel activity. The transcript is spliced from 14 exons. The record is from RefSeq and is a predicted model, not a curated record. NCBI's taxonomy places the organism in Eukaryota, Metazoa, Chordata, Actinopteri, Clupeiformes, Engraulidae. Gene Ontology annotation, cellular component: plasma membrane; endoplasmic reticulum.
GAACAAAGCGCAUUCUGCAGUUUUCUGCCAGGAGCUGUGUGUGAGAUGUAGCAGGAGCUGCUGCAUCGCGACAUGAGUGGAGUCCGCCGAGGGUUGACCUGACAAAUCUGCGAAAGCCUUUGUUGGAAUUUAGGGGAUCUAUCACAAAGGGGCUGCCUUAUAUUUUUCGUGAAACCUGAAUCUCGAUAUUCUGCUGUGAGAGAUCCUGCCAGGUUUUUACCAUGCAGCGUGAAGACGAGCCCAGUUAGGGACUCUCUCACUAGCCUGUUAGCUGUCAGCUGGACCAGCGAACAAGCGGCCUCUAUCGCUCUCAAACGCAGGCUACUUCCACAUCACCGAGGUAUCUGACGAGACCCAGACAUAUCCCCAGCUAUGGAUUUCAGCAAGUCCUUCACCUUGUGGAUUUUAUGUCUAUGCUUGCUGGGAGAGAGCCUAACAGAGAAGCAAGGUCCUGCUGAUGGAGAGCAGCAAACAGACCAUCACUCCGACCUGUGUCGUAUUGAUGAGCCGCUGUGCCAGGAUGAGAAUGCUAUCCUCAGCUUCACAGCCAUCUGCAGCAUCCACAAGCAGAUGGACGACGAUGCCAAUGGAAACGUGGAUGUAUCAGAGACGGACGGGUUCUUGAGGGAGGACCUGAAUUACCAAGACCCCAAAGGCAAGCACAACAGUUUCCAUGGCGACGACCAGUUCAUCAGCGUGGCAGACCUGUGGAAAGUCUGGAAGGGCAACAAAGUGUACAACUGGACGGUGGAUGAGGUGGUGGAGUGGCUCAUCUCCUACGUGGAGCUGCCACAGUACGAGGAGUCCUUCCGAAAGAUGAACUUCAAUGGCAGUGCCCUGCCUAGGUUAGCAGUGAAGAACUCCACAUUGACCUUCACCCUCCUGAAUAUCCUGGACCGCCAUCUUGCCCAGAAGAUCCAUCUGAAGGCCCUCGACACAGUUCUGUUCGGACCCCCUUCAAUGAACAGACACAACCACCUGAAGGACUUCAUGCUGGUGGUGUCCAUCGUGAUCGGCAUGGGCGGCUGCUGGUUCGCCUUCAUCCAGAACCGCUACUCCAAGGACCACAUGAAGAAGAUGAUGAAGGACCUGGAGGGCCUGCAGCGUGCCGAGCAGAGCCUCCACGACCUCCAGCAGAAGCUGCAGAUAGCUCAGGAGGAGCACCGCACGGUGGAGGUGGAGAAGGUGACUCUGGAGCAGAAGCUUCGUGACGAGAUCAACAGCGCCAAGCAGGAGGCCUCGCGGCUCCGGGAGCUCCGGGAGGGCACCGAGAACGAGCUCAGCAGACAGAAAUAUGCAGAGGAGGAGCUGGAACAGGUGCGCAUGGCCCUGAAGAAGGCUGAGAAGGAGCUGGAGUCCCGUAGUGGCUGGUCUCCUCCCGAGUCUCUGCAGAAGUGGCUGCAGCUCACGCACGAGGUGGAAGUGCAGUACUACAACAUCAAGAAGCAGAACGCAGAGAGACAGCUGCUGGUGGCCAAGGAAGGGGCGGAGAAGAUUAAGAAGAAAAGGAAUACGCUCUUCGGGACCUUCCACGUGGCGCACAGCUCCUCACUGGACGACGUGGAUCACAAGAUCCUGGCCGCAAAGCAGGCACUAGGCGAGGUGACGGCCGCGCUGCGCGAGCGCCUGCACCGGUGGCAGCAGAUCGAGAUCCUGACAGGCUUCACGAUCGUCAACAACCCGGGCCUGCCCUCGCUGGCCUCGGCCCUAAACCUGGACCCGGCGUUCAUGGGCGGCCGCGCCACGCCGCAGCCCUUCCUCCUCUCCGACGACAUGGAUGACAUGGACGACGAGUUUGUGGCGCCGGGAACCCUCCAAUACGCCGCCUGGGUCAUGGAGCGCCGAGCGAGCGACUUGUGGUCCCUGGGCUCGGACAACCAGUCCCUGUGGAAAUACUCCGCUCCCAGUAUGAUGUCCCUGCGCCAACGCCACAUGGACCCACAGCUGGCCAUGGGCUCCCAGAGGUUGGUAGAGGGCUGUCUGCUGGGGGGAGGAGGAGGAGGAGGCUCCCAGAGCCUGGAGUCUGGUGGAGGUGGCCCCCACCACUCUCACCCCUCCCACUCCUCCCACCCCUCCCACUCCCACUCGUCCCACCCUCACGGCCCACAGCCGCGCUCUAGGCCCCCUCUCCUGCAGUCCCGCAGCCAGUCCUUUGGCUCCUGUGACUUCGGCUCGUCUGGCCUGCUCCUGUCACCUCCUCCUUCUGUUCCUCCCUCCAUCUCGCAUCCUUCCAUCCUCUGCACCUCCUCUUCCUCUGCGCCUCCCUGCUCCUCUUCUUCAUUGGCUGCUCCUGCUGGUCUCCAUCUGUCCCUGUCCUCCACUUCCAGUGCCUCUGUCUCCCCUCAUUCCCCGUUCUACCAUCCUUAUUAUUUCCAGCCGGUGGACUCCUCUCCGGACCACCCCCCUGACAGUAUCAUCCCCCAUGCGCGUUCACACCGCUCUGGAAGUCAUGGAGACCUGAACCGGUCGGAUUCGGACUCCUCGCUGUGCAUCUCCCAGACGGGCGAGCAGCUGCGCAUGUCCGCCUCGUACGGAGGCUCCAAGGGCUUCAUGGCCAAGCCCACCUCCCUCAUGCAGCACGGUGGGCCGGGACGCGUGGACGAGAUGGGGCCCCUGCACACCACCACCACCACCACCACCACCCCCAGCAGCGGGAGCUACCACACGCCCAACGGGGGUAACCGCGUGCCCGACGGCUCCCAAGACGGCAUGACCCCCGACAGCCCCAUCCUCAUGAAGAAGAUCUACGGCAUCGAGAAGUCGGCUAGCCUGGGCGAGAUCAACAGCAGCCAGGCCCAGGUGCUUUCCAUGUCCGAGUCCUCGCGCUCCCUGAGUCCGAACUCCACCGACCCGGACACGCCCUCCCCCACAGGGCAGGCAGGGAUGGCGGGGGUGCCCCGAAAGGUCGACAGCCGCAUUCCCCAGCUCUCCUCCAAGAAGAGCCCCCUGGAGGACGACAGCGGAUCUACAGGCGAAGACACUGACUCGGUCGCCAGCCGCAAGAAACACACCUUCAAGAUCUUCAAGAAACAGAAGAAGUAAAAUAUAUAGAUAUAUAUAUUGAAAAAACACAAAAAAGCUGAAAAAUAUUAUUAUUACAAUAAUGGUUUUAAAAAAGAACAGAGAACUCUGGACUGCUUUAUAGCUGUCAAGGCUAAUUUGUUUUCAUUUUUGUUUUGUUUGUUCUUUAUUUUUUUGAUGUUGAUGGUAAAAGAUUUUAUUUUCUGUUCUCAAAGCAAAUGUCCAAAAUAUAUGUAUUCAGAUUUUUGUUGUUGUUUUUUGAAUUUCUGGUUACAAGCGAUGGCACAAGCAGUUGCCUUUUGAACGAUUUUGUAAGGUACAUAGAUAUGUUUUUCCUAGGAACUUUGGGAGCAACCAGCAAAGUCAUUGAUGUCAUUGCGUUGCUUUUUUUCUCUGUGGGUCAAAGAAACAGUCCGCCAUUUUUGAGAUAUUACACCUCGCCUGGAGUUAAACAAUAUUCUCCUAUCUCUUCUUCCAGCCUUUCUCUAAUUCUGGAUAUAAUACUUCUUGGCAUGUGUCACUGAAUGCAAUGGAAACAGUUGCUACCAUUCAGUUUUGGGACCAUCCAGUUCAAUGAUACUGGCUGAAAAGUGACGUCACCAUACUCAGAGAAUGGCUGGAAGAAAAAGAGAAAGGUGAAACUCAGGGAGGUGUAAAAUGAGCACAUUUCUAAAAAUGGUAAACUGUAAUGACAAAGAGUCUGUCCUCUUUUGGGGUUUGGGGUUUAUGUGAUGAUGCACAGCACUAUUUAUUCUGCAGGAAACGGUGCCAGUCUUGUAGGGGAAAACACACUCGUCCUCCUCUCAGACAAAACUCUUUUGAUUUCAUGAGCUUUUUUGCAUGUCUUUAGCAUUGUUUUGUUGGAAAAAAAAGAUAUUGAAUGUUCUUAGGUGUUUGCUUGACACACGUCGCUCACGACACAAACAAACAGACACAAGCUAUAUUUCCGUUGUUCUCUCUGUCUUCUCUCUGCUCCUCUGCUACCUUUUACACACACACACACACACACACACACACACACACACACACACACACACACACACACACACACACACACACACACACACACACACACACACACACACACACACACACACACACACACACACACACACACACACGGCUAUAGAUUAAGAACACAAUUCCACGCUACCCCCUGUGUUCCUUGGUCAGAAGGUGGAAAAGGGCUGAGCUAUAUAUAUUUAAUAUAUUAUAUAGUAAUAUAUGUGUAUAUAGAUAUAUGAUAACCUUCCUAAAUAACUUCUGCUGAUGCUAAAUUUGUUGUAACCGUCCAUGUUUACCAAUAUCUGGAGGCAAAAAAAUAAAGCAUAAAAAGCUGAUAAGGCCUUAGGGGAUUCUAAGAAGACAUUUUUAAACCAGUUCAUUAUUUUCCACUUUGUUUAACUGUGGAGACCAAAUCACUCAGACAAAAAAAAGGUAUCGAACCCACUUAUAUUAUGCAGAGCUCCAAAAAAAAGAAUGUAUUUUUAAAAGAUGUUUGGCAGACUAUUCCUUGUCUUCCCCAUAGACAUGUAUCUGUAUAUGAUGUCUAUGGUGUGCUCCUUGUUUUGUUUUCUGUUUAUCCACACCUAGUUGACUCCCAGGGCCACGCUCUGACUUUGGAUGCAUGCAGGUUACGUCAGCAUGCACAAAAGUAGAGUCCUCCGGCCAGUAGUGUAUAGACACUGUAUUGAGUAAGUUAUUUAAGUCAAAUUAUAUCUGCGUAUUUCCUUGUAGGUCCAAGUCAUAACCACUGGUCAUACCUGGGAAGAGCUUGCUUAUACAGUAUCAUAGUGCGUUGGGAUUGGUUGGGUGUUUUUCCUUUUGUUUUUAAAUUGUAUCACAAAUUGUCCUGAGAAUAUGUGGAUGGAAUGUAUCAAUCCAGUUCUGAAGUGCCAAACCAAAGACGUAGUUUAGAAAUGUGCUGUUUUUGUUUAUAAUAUCAAUUGGUAAUAUCCGAUUUUGGAUCAGUGUCAGACCUUUGGUACAAAAAGACUUUUUGGAAAAGAUUUUCAAUCUUAUCAAAUUUCACAAUUGUUUUUCAUCUGACAUUUUUUUACAGAAUUUUUAUAUUUCCUAUGGCAGUUAAAGGUGUGCUCCUCAUCCGGUAUGUCUUCCAGGUACCAUGAGCCACCCCAUCUCCCCCCUUGCUCAUACAGUACUCCGGUCCGCUGGUGCUCAGCUAACUCAAGCACACUAUUACACAACUCCUCCAAACGAUGUUUACAUAGCAACAGCUGGUAACUCUCUAAAAGGGCCUACAAGAGUAUCGUCUCCUUCUACUGGUUGCCACUAUGCAUUUGUCUGAAGGGUAUUUUGAAUUUCCUCUCUUCCCCCGUAAUGUUCUCAAUUGGCUGUUUUUGCAGAGGUGUCAAGAGUGCCUUGAAUUAAGGAAAAUCAUGAAAUGAAUCAACGUUAAAUGUUCUUGAUUGUUGUUAAAAUAAAAAAAACUUUUUAACGAAUUUCAAAUCUGUUAAGCUCCCAAAAUUCCUGAGAAAGUUUCUCAGCACUGCACAGUCAGGGCUCUUCUGGGCUCUCUUCCGUUUGUCACGGUCCUUCUCCCUUCUCCCUCCUCCUCCCUUCUCCUCUUCUCCUCCCUCCUCCUCCCUUCUCCCUCCUUCUCCCUUCUCCCUUCUCCUCUUCUCCUCCCUCCCCUUAGUGUGGAGUAUAAGCGGUGGUAUGGAUGUACUUUGAGAGCGUGUCGUCAGAGUGUAAAAAAACCCAACGUUUAUUCCAUCUAGCAAAAUUAUAACAACCGUGUGGUGUAGGUCAUCUCUGAAGCGUCAUUCGUACAGUACCUCUCUUGCACGAAAAAUGCUAUAAAUGGAUCUUUGCUCAGUGUGUUUGUGUGAAUGUGUGUGUGUGUGGUUUGCGUGAAAAAGACUGUAAGAAUGUAUGUGUGUGUCUGUGUGUAUGUACAGUAUGUAUGAGUGGUGAUCUUUAUCUGUUACCCGAAAAAAAAUGCACUGCAAAUCUGUUGAUGCAUGUUUUAAAACCUGUUGCAACACUCGUGCUGGGUCCAGGGAGCGACUACUAUGUGAGCAGUUAUUUAUCUACUUCCUCCCUCUGAGCUUCUUCUAUUUGUGAUUGUGCAUUUGUACGGGGGGGAAUUGAAGAGUUUUGCAUCUUCUGUGACUCCAAGUAUUUGGAAUUUUAUGGCACUCCUGCAUGAAAGCAAUAAACUGUUUUAAAAGAAA